AUGGCUCAGCAGAAGAACGCGCACGUGCCCAGGUUCGGCAACUGGGACAACGACGGCAACGUGCCGUACACGCUCUACUUCGAGAAGGCACGCAAGGGCAAGGGCGCCGGCGGCAAGAUGAUCAACCCCAACGACCCCGCCGAGAACCCGGAGGCCUUCUCCAUGUUCGCGCCGUCGCCGAACCGCUCCGAAGCGCCGCCGGCGCCGACGCCUCCGCGGCACGAGCGCCGGCCCAGCGAGGCGCCGCCGCCGCCGCCGGCGCCGGCGUCGCCCAACCCCUACGCCGGGUCGCCGUACCACCACCGCCACGGCGGAAGAGCCGGCGGGCGGGCCGCCGGAGGGUACAGCGUCGAGCAGUCGCCCGUGCACCCGUACAGCAGCUCCGAGAGCGCCGGGUACGGCUUCGUGGCCAACUCCGUCGACCGGUCCCGCGCCAAGGGUGGCUCGCGCGGCAACGAGACGCCGACGAGGGGCUCGGCGGUGCCCAAGUUCGGCGACUGGGACUCCAACCCGGCGUCGGCUGACGGCUACACGCACAUCUUCAACAAGGUGAGGGAGGAGAAGCAGACCCAGGCGGGGAAGCCGGCGGCGUACGGCAAGGACGGCGCGCGUGGCAACGGCGCCAAGCAGCACCACGACGACGGCUACGUCUCAUCGAAAUUCUCAUGCUUUGGAUGGUGCAAGCAGUAG
Molecule: messenger RNA, 690 nt
Organism: Miscanthus lutarioriparius
Lineage: Eukaryota; Viridiplantae; Streptophyta; Magnoliopsida; Poales; Poaceae
Source: the annotation of a GenBank genome assembly